AUGCUCUCCCGGGCAGCCAUGCUGCUGGGCGGCCUCCUCCUCGCGGUGGCCACCAUGAUUGCAGCCCAAAGGAGGGGACCGGAGGCGGCCGCGCAGCACCAAGUGCACCUGGUCCAGAGCGGCCCGUGCAGCUACACCUUCGUGCUGCCCGACCCGCAGCCCUGCCCGCCCGGGGACCCCCGGAGCCCCGACAGCCUCCAGAGGGACGUGUCCCCCGCGGCGCCCUCGGCCUCCCUGGGCGCCUGGCGGGCCCAGCGGGUGCAACAGCUGGAGAAGGCGCUGGAGAACAGCACACUGCGGCUGCAGAAGCUAGAGAGGUACAUCCAGAUGAAUCUGAGGUCAAAGCUGGCGUGGGCCCAGCAGCACAUGGUCCAGAACCAAACGGCCGCCAUGUUGGAGCUGGGCUCCAACCUCCUGAACGAGACCGUGGCCCGCACCUCCAACGUGGAAGCCAAGGUCCUGAACGAGACGUCGCGCGUGGAGGUCCAGAUGAUGGAGACCUCGCUGUCCACCGACGAGCUGCAGAAGCAGCUGCUGCAGCAGAGCAACGAGCUGCACCGGCUGCAGGGCCGCAGCAGCGCGCUGGAGACGCGGUUGCAGGCCCUGGAGACGCAGCAGCAGGAGGACCUGGCCAGCCUCCGCGAGGAGAAGGAGCAGCUGCGGCGCCUGCUGGGCAGCCACGGCGGCGCCCUGGCCGUCCUGGAGCGCAGCCUGCGCCUGGCCAGCAGCAACUCGAGUCGCCUGCAGAUGCAGCAGCGCCAACUGCUGGAGUUGGUGCAGCGCCUGGUGCACGUGAUGGCGCAGGGCCCCGGCGGGAGCGCGGCGGCCCCCAUGAGGGCCCCUGAGCAGGUGUUCCAGGACUGCGCUGAGAUCCACCGCUCCGAAGCCACCGCCGACGGCGUCUACACCAUCCGAGUGACCAACGUCUCGGAGCCCAAGAAGGUGUUCUGUGGCAUGGAGUCCAACGGAGGCGGGUGGACCAUCAUCCAGCGCCGUGUGGAUGGCAGCGAGGAUUUCCAGAGGAGCUGGAAGGAGUACAAAGAGGGUUUCGGAAACCCAGCGGGGGAAUACUGGCUGGGCAAUGAGGCCGUCCACCAGCUCACCAGCAGGGCCACCUACUCUCUGCGCGUGGAGCUGGAGGACUGGGAAGGCCAAGAGGCCUACGCCCAGUACGAGCGAUUCCAGCUGGGCAGCGAGGCCCAGUUGUACAGGAUUUCUCUGUCUGGGUACAAUGGCUCCGUGGGGCGCCAGACCGGCCUGUUCCUUCAGAGCGCCAACUUCAGCACCCGCGACGCAGACAACGAUAACUGUGUCUGCAAGUGCGCCCAGCUGAUGUCGGGAGGGUGGUGGUUUGACGCCUGCGGCCUCUCGAACCUCAACGGCGCCUACUACCAGAACGGCCAGCACCUGCGCAGGAUGGACGGCGUCCGCUGGCAGUACUUCCGCGGCCCCGGCUACUCGCUGCGGGCCACCCGCAUGAUGAUCCGACCCGUGGGCGGCUAGUGAGCGGCUGCGCCCCGAGGGACCACACGGGGGAGCCCCGAGGCGGAUCCCCGGACAGCCUGGACGGCGUGGGACAGAGCCUGGGCUCGUCACUCCAUACCCGGGACCACCCCUGCCCGGGUCACCUCCUGGAGUCGCUGUGUCCUGACUCCCUUCAAUCUGUGACAAGGGGGAUGGGGGUCCUCAUCCCCCUCCCCUGCC
This is a messenger RNA of Marmota monax (woodchuck), 1704 nucleotides long. RefSeq names its product angiopoietin 4 (gene Angpt4). Gene Ontology annotation, molecular function: receptor tyrosine kinase binding. Gene Ontology annotation, biological process: signal transduction. The record is from RefSeq and is a predicted model, not a curated record. The coding region runs from base 1 to 1503 and encodes 500 amino acids. NCBI's taxonomy places the organism in Eukaryota, Metazoa, Chordata, Mammalia, Rodentia, Sciuridae. The transcript is spliced from 9 exons.